Molecule: messenger RNA, 3013 nt
Organism: Onychomys torridus (southern grasshopper mouse)
Lineage: Eukaryota; Metazoa; Chordata; Mammalia; Rodentia; Cricetidae
Gene: Fbxo16
Product: F-box protein 16
Exons: 8
Coding region: 296-1306 (336 amino acids)
Molecular function (GO): protein binding
Source: RefSeq, a predicted model, not a curated record
CUCCUCCCACUCACCCUACAGCCACACUUUCUCCUUUUUUAUCUCUGUGCCCAGUUUUGGAACCAGCCCUCCUUAGAUGCCCCGGCCAAUCAAGAGACCACACAUUGUUGCCUAAGAGACCCCGGAUGCCAGCGACAGGAUUUAUAGGUGGUGAUUGGACUGCUGGAAGCGGUGAGGUGGGGGCUGGAAGGAGUCAGUCCUAGUGCAACGAUGGCAACCCCAGAGCCAGAGGCUUGAAGGAGGAGGCCAGCUACUGAGGUGUAAUCUUUCUGAUGGAAGAAUACCAGGUCAUUUCAUGAUGGCAUUUGCACCUCCAAAAAGCUCUGAUGGUUCCAAAAUGCAGACAAAGAUGAGCACCUGGACACCCCUAAACCAUCAGCUGCUGAACGACCAGGUGUUUGAAGAACGAAGAGCUCUGCUUGGAAAAUGGUUCGACAAAUGGACAGACUCUCAAAGGAGACGAAUUCUUACAGGCCUGCUAGAGCGCUGCUCCCUGUCCCAGCAGAAGUUCUGUUGUCGAAAGCUGCAGGAGAAAAUUCCAGCAGAGGCCCUGGAUUUUACUACCAAGCUCCCCCGGGUGUUAUCUGUCUAUAUCUUUUCCUUCUUGGACCCCCGGAGCCUUUGUCGCUGUGCACAGGUGAGCUGGUACUGGAAGAGCCUGGCCGAGUUGGACCAGCUAUGGAUGCUCAAGUGUCUGCGUUUUAACUGGUACAUCAGCUUCUCCCCGACGCCAUUUGAGCAGGGCGUCUGGAAAAAGCACUACAUUCAAAUGGUGAGAGAGCUUCACAUCAGCAAACCCAAGACACCUCCAAAGGAUGGGUUCAUCAUUGCCGAUGUUCAGCCCAUUUCCGGCAGUUCUCUAGAGGAAAAGCCAUCGCCUUCAUUAGCUUUGCGGUCCUCCUCCGCCUUAAGAAAGAAGACUAACCCAGGGGAGAAAGAGCUUCCACCGUGGCGCUCAUCGGAUAAGCAUCCCACUGACAUCAUCCGCUUUAAUUAUCUAGACAACUGUGACCCUGAGCACUUCUGGAAAGGAAGAAGAAAAAGAAACGAGGUGACCCCAGACUUCAAGCGGCAGUUGAGAGAGAAGAGAAACAGGCUUGAGGAGAGAGCCAGGCUCAGGAAAACACAGUCACUGAUGUCCCUGAGUUCCCAUCCAAAAGUUCCAGUUCGUCUCGCCUGGCCUCUUCAUCUGCCAGCGGGACCCUCAGAUCCUGAAGCAGCAGCUAUGAUUCUCGUGGAGCACUUUCCGAAACACCCCAGGCUUCAGUCAUCCCCCUCUGAGGCGCCAGAGUUGAAGCUGACUUAAGGAUGGAAAAGGACUUUUCUAGGAAUGACAAGGUAUUCUUCACAGAUGAGAGGAGGAUUCUAACUUGUCCCUCCAUUAAACUCCUUUGGUUUAAGUGUCUUGUUGUGAAUGGUCCUGUGGGUCUACUGUAUCUCAAGAAGAAAGAAUGAGUGGCAAAAUAGUAGCAAGUGCCAAUAGAUAGGUUGGGUUUGAUGAGGGGAUGUCAGAUGGCCUCAUGGGUAAUACUGGGCAAGUCAGGGUCCCAGAAGGAAAUGACACCCCCAAGCCUCCUUGAGUCGUUGGUAAAGGAGAUGCUUAGAAUGUUGGGGUGUAGCACAGACCGAGAGGUUUCGACAACAGAAAUGUGUUUGCUCACAGUCUGAACACCGGAAGUCUGAGAUGAUAUGUCAGCAGGUAACGCCAAGGUCUCCUCUCUCCACUGGCCAUCCUCUCCCUGUCUUUACGUGACCCUCUUCUUCUAGGUCCUGUUGGACCAUUCCAAUGGCUCACUUAACCCCAUUCAUCUCUGUCUCCAAACGCAGGCUCAUUCUAGACACUGGGAGUUGGGAGUUCAGCAUGUGGAUCUGUAGGGGGCGUGGUUCAACCAGUAACCCAUGCUGUGGUCAGGAUUAGGAGAUAGGAUGCUAUUGAGGGGCAGCAGUGAAAGAGACCAAGGGAGAAGGGAGAGUGGAAGUCUUGGAAUCCAGCUUCUGCUGUGGCCUUGGAAGAGAGGCUGGCAGACACGGAGUGUUCGAGGUGGCAGAGGAAUGCAGGGAGGGAGGCGGCCGAUAGCCAACUCUUCUCUCUUAACACCCUUCCACACUCCCGGCAAACCCCAUCUGGAAGUGGAGGCAAAGAUCCUUGUGGUUCAGCCCUUAGCUGCCAGCCUCCUGAGGCAAGAGAAGAGAGCUGGCAAGGCUGAGCAGUAAGUCUGGGUAGGUCAAUGGAAAAUAGCCAGUAUCAUGGAGGAACAGAAUACAGGUCUGGGACCCGUGAGAUCUCAGCAGGUUGAAAGCAUUUCUUGUCCAAGCCUCAUGACCUAAGUUCAGUCCUUGGAACCCACGGUAGAAGGGAGAAAACUGACUCCUAAAAAGUGUCCUCUGGCCUCCACACACAUCAGCCCCACCCCCCCCCCCACCACCCCACCAAUAGAAUACAUGUCUGGAGAAGUUACAAUUGGCAUUUAAGCAAUUGAAAAGAGCUUGGGAGUAACUGGAAAAUGAAACAAAGUUGCCUGGUCACAAAGACUUGAGUGUACUGUAACAGGUCCCCAGACCUUAUCACAGCUGAUACCAUGUUAAAGGCAUCAAUCCAACCUUAGAACCCAGUGCAUAGGCCCCAAUGCCUGCCACCAUGGAAACAGAGACCUAACCCAUCAAAGACCUAGUCCAUAGUUCCAGGAAAGUCCUCAAAUGUGCUGACCUUGAUUUUUGGCUUCUGUAGUUCUGCUUCUCGCCAACUGAAGUGUGACAACCAGGAUGUGGUUUUUUUCAUGAAAGACAAAGAAAGGGCUGUUAAAGCUCAGGGCUGCAUGAUUUGGGCAAGUUCCCUAUGCAGCCACCAGCCAGCAAUAAUGACUUUCUUUUUUAGUGUCCACCGUGUGAUCAUCUCUGGUGAACUUACCUCGCAACACUACCUUCUACACUAAAACCCAUGUCCCCAUCUCAGUGUUCCGGAAAUUGCUGUUCUGUGAUGCAAAGUUACCUAAGUAAAACAGAAAAUGGAAAA